CUCUAUGGUAGCGGCGGAUUCGGAGGGACGGAACGCUUCUCGUGUCCGGCAAGCUGCUGCCCCCACAGGUAUCUCCGCUGUCGUCUGUCUUCCGCGCGCCUGUGAUUCGGCCGUCUCUCCCCAAGGAUGUUCCGCCGGGAGCGCUCCAUCCCCCUUCGAGGCUCAGCCGCCGCCCUGUACAACAACCUCAGCGUGCUGCAGCUGCCCGUCCGCAACCUCACACAGUUUGGAGUGGUCCAUGGGCCCAGCGCGCAGCUUCUCAGCGCUGCUCCUGAGGGUGUGCCCUUGGCCCAGCGCCAGCUCCAAGCUAAGGAGGGCGCUGGAGUGAGCCCCCCACUUAUCACCCAGGUCCACUGGUGUGUCCUCCCUUUCCGAGUAUUGCUGGUACUCACGUCACAUCGAGGAAUACAAAUGUACGAGUCUGAUGGCUCCGUCAUGGUCUACUGGCAUGCACUGGAUGCUGGAGAUGCCUCUCUAGUGCAGGCUGUGUUUGCCCGAGGAAUUGCUGCCAGUGGCCACUUCAUCUGUGUGGGAAUGUGGUCAGGCCGGGUACUGGUUUUUGACAUCCCAGCCAAGGGUCCCAACGUUGUACUGAGUGAAGAGCUGGCUGGGCACCAGACACCAGUCACAGACAUUGCCAGCGAGCCUGCCCAGGGACAGCUGGAUUGUAAACCUCUUGAAAACAGGGACUGCGUGGCUGACGUGGUGACAGCAGAUGACUCAGGCUUGCUAUGUGUCUGGCGGUCAGGGCCCGAAUUCAAAUUAUUGACCCGAAUUCCAGGAUUCGGGGUCCCGUGCCCUUCUGUGCAGCUGUGGCAGGGGACCAUAGCAGCGGGCUAUGGGAACGGGCAACUGCGUCUGUAUGAAGCCAGUACAGGAACUCUACACGUCCAGAUCGACGCCCACGCCCGGGCCGUCUGUGCCCUGGAUCUGGCCCCUGAGGUGGGCAAGCUACUCUCUGCGGCUGAGGACACCUUUGUACACAUCUGGAAGCUAAGCAGAAGCCCAGAGGGUGGCUACCUUGAGCUCUCCUGGCCCCCAGGUGGAACACUGUCAUGGAGAGUGUGUACCCGACACCCAGGUGUGUGGUGCCCGGUUCUGUGAUCCCUCGGGCAGCUCCUUUGCUGUGACUGGCUAUGACCUCGCUGAGAUCCUGAGAUUCGGCAGCAUGUGAGAGAAAAGCAGCCCUCCGUUUCCCCUGUGGUAUUUAUAAAGUGCCCGCCUCCACCCA
Messenger RNA from Mesoplodon densirostris (Blainville's beaked whale), 1231 nucleotides. RefSeq names its product WD repeat domain 54 (gene WDR54). Gene Ontology annotation, biological process: sperm axoneme assembly; cilium-dependent cell motility; cilium assembly. The record is from RefSeq and is a predicted model, not a curated record. Gene Ontology annotation, molecular function: protein binding. The coding region runs from base 127 to 1104 and encodes 325 amino acids. The transcript has 11 exons. NCBI's taxonomy places the organism in Eukaryota, Metazoa, Chordata, Mammalia, Artiodactyla, Ziphiidae.